Molecule: messenger RNA, 493 nt
Organism: Sodiomyces alkalinus F11
Lineage: Eukaryota; Fungi; Ascomycota; Sordariomycetes; Glomerellales; Plectosphaerellaceae
Product: NADH-ubiquinone oxidoreductase 14.8 kDa subunit
Exons: 5
Coding region: 1-375 (124 amino acids)
Biological process (GO): response to oxidative stress
Source: RefSeq, a predicted model, not a curated record
AUGGCCAUCACACCGACGCUAUAUGCGGUGAGGACUCGCCAGUCCGUCAAUUGGGCCGACGCCAGGCGACGAGUCCUUCACUCCUACCGAGACUGGAUCCGAGCGGCGCCCGAGAUUCAGACCAUGUACAACAUCCCGCUCCCCAUCUCUGUGAUCAGGACCCGAAUCCGAGAGGAGUUUGAGCGCCACCGGUUCACGCAGAAACUCGCCCUCGUGGACGUGUUGAUUUCCAAGAGCAAUAACGACUACCAGGAGACGAUGAACUUUUGGCGCCAGACGACACACAUCAUGUCGUACUUCAAGGACGAGAACUUCAGAGGAGACGAGAGGCUGCCGAAGAACUUCAUGACUGGGUUCUUGGAGGGUCGCAACUAGGACAGGAGCGUGGAUGUGAGGGGUGCCAAGUGUAUCUAAGACGAAUAGAAUCAGACGUGAUUACUUUUUUUUUUUUUUGUUUCAACCAAACACCAAGAAACGCCGGUCUAAUUUGUUU